AUGCAACUCAAUGGGACGUUCGACGUGAAGUUAGGUAAAAGUUUUCUAGAUCGAGAUUCAACAUCCUACAUGACCAUGCGUUGUGAUUUCAUGCCCGCUUCUGUCGAUCGUUCACAACCUGGGUCAAUCAAAGUAAACGAGAGCAAAGAAGUUGUUGUUAGCCUGCCCAACGUUACAAACUCUGGACCAGAUACAGCAACUUUGUUUCGUGGAACUGCACGUCCUGUUCAAAAAGAAUGUAUUUUGAUCUACAAUAAAAAGACCCAUGAAUUAACCUUGGAGAGAAUUGCACAUACUGUGCAGCUAAAGAAAACCCGAGAAGAACGAAAAGCUGACACCACUUGUCCGACCAACUCAGAAAUGCCACAGUUCCAGUCCUUGGCUAGCCGCUCAGAACAAGAUUUAAAAUCUGUUCGACCAUCUCCAACCAAAAGAAAAUCUAAUGAUCCCGAGAUAUCGACUUCGAGUUCUAUAGUACAACAGCCAACUCAAAAAAAGCCUCCACAUUCGAGAACGCUAAGUAGCAGUAGCAGCAGUAGUAGUAGUAAUAGUGGUACUUCUAGUAGUAGUUGUGACAUGGAUAUUGAAACAUCGGAGAGUGAUAGUGACAGCUCCUCAGAAAGUGAUUCAAAUUCAUCUACUCUUAGUAGUUUAUCAAAUGACAGAAACAAAACGUCGAAAGCAAAACCAUCUUCAAAUGGAAAAACUAAUACGAAAACGGCCAAUGCAACAAAUUUAGCGGCCCAUCGUAAACUGAUUGAACAUGAUUUAAAAUUAAGUGAUUCUGACUCUGAUUCUUGUGCAUAG
This is a messenger RNA of Schistosoma curassoni, 807 nucleotides long. NCBI's taxonomy places the organism in Eukaryota, Metazoa, Platyhelminthes, Trematoda, Strigeidida, Schistosomatidae. The record is from the annotation of a GenBank genome assembly.